AUGCUCUCCUAUAUCCUCAUCCAAAACCGGCAGGGCAAGACCCGCCUCGCCAAGUGGUACGCGCCCUUUAGCGACGAGGAGAAGAUCAAGCUCAAGGGCGAGGUCCACCGCCUCGUCGCCCCCCGCGACCAAAAGUACCAGUCCAACUUUGUCGAGUUCCGCAGCCACAAGAUCGUCUACCGCCGCUACGCGGGCCUCUUCUUCUGCGUCUGCGUCGACAUCAACGACAACGAGCUCGCCUACCUCGAGGCCAUCCACUUCUUCGUCGAGGUCCUCGACGCCUUCUUCGGCAACGUCUCCGAGCUCGACCUCGUCUUCAACUUUUACAAAGUCUACGCCAUCCUCGACGAGGUCUUCCUCGCUGGCGAGAUCGAGGAGACGAGCAAGCAGGCCGUCCUCACCAGGCUCGAGCACUUGGACAAGCUGGAAUGA
Molecule: messenger RNA, 432 nt
Organism: Cordyceps fumosorosea ARSEF 2679
Lineage: Eukaryota; Fungi; Ascomycota; Sordariomycetes; Hypocreales; Cordycipitaceae
Product: Adaptor protein complex, sigma subunit
Exons: 2
Coding region: 1-432 (143 amino acids)
Biological process (GO): protein transport; clathrin-dependent endocytosis
Cellular component (GO): AP-2 adaptor complex; intracellular membrane-bounded organelle
Molecular function (GO): clathrin-cargo adaptor activity
Source: RefSeq, a predicted model, not a curated record